GUGUCCUGUUUGUUUACUAUUUUCCCACAGAAAUACUGUAAAACUCUGCGAUUAUCACACAAGUACCGCGAAAAGGAUCAUCGAGCCUCAGUAUGAGCGAUUCGGGAGCAAUGGAGCCCCGCUCGAAGCGGCAGAAGAUCGACAAGCACGGAAGAUUUGCGGCUCUGCAGCGUCUGAAGGAGAUCAAAUCCUCAGGCACGAAGCACAAGUAUGAGCUGUCUGCCGAAGUGGACAACGUGUACGACACUGUGGAUGAGAAGGAGUACUCAAAGAGGGUGCAAACGCGAGCCGCUGAUGACUGGAUUGAUGACGACGAUGGGCAGUACGUGGAAGACGGUCGAGAGAUAUUUGAGGAUGAAGACUCAGACGAGGAGGUCGCUACCAAGAGUAAGAAGGUGUCCAAGAAACGCGCCAGGGAGGAUGUGAAGCCGGCCAAAGGGAAGAAUUCUAUACGGAAUCUCUUCAGCAACGCUGUUCCCAGAAAAAGCGCUGCUGUGCCUCUGGGCGAGGACAGCAUCUUGUCGGAGAUUCUGGGAGAGAUCGACGAUCCCCAGAAGAACGGCAAGGAGAAAGCCGCUGUGGUGACGAAGAAGCCCUCGGUGAUAAAGAAAUCGGAGAACAAUGCCGUGAAAGAAUACAUGCAGAGCUUCACGAAGAACAUCAGGAAGGAAGCUCCCAAGGAGGAGUCGAAGGGCAGCGAUGAUGAGCUCCUGGACAGGAUUGCCGAGCAAACGAUGGAGGGUAAGGCUAAAGUCGUGGAACCUGUCGUGCAAGCCAAGGAAGUGCCAGAAAAAGCUCCUGAACCGGAAGAGAAGAAGGUAGAUGAUGAUUUGGCUGAUCUACUGUUCGACACAGAGGAUUUCACGAUGGAUUUCGACGCGGAGUUCGCGCAACCGGAGGCAAAGAAUCCCACGAAGGAGAAAAUUCAAGCAAUCUCCACACAGACGAUCAACACAAACUGGGAAUCCGUGGCAGGAGCGAAUGUGGAGCAAGAAAUUGACUUCAGCGCUUUCGACAUGUCGGACUUCUCCAAUGAGUCCGAGAAGAAGAUUUGGUUCUGGGACGCGUGGGAGGAUCCGUUCAAGCGCCCAGGACAGCUUUUCCUCUUCGGUCGCGUGCGCGUCGAGAACGCGAAAGAUAGCUACAAAUCCGUUACGGUUCACAUUCAGUCGGUGAAUCGGCGUCUCUUCCUGCUGCCGAGGCAGUAUCUGCUGGAUAAGGUGACGCGCGAAGAGACGCGCGAGAAGGUGACGCUGGCGCACGUGAUGAAGGAGUUUCAGGAGGUGUUGCAGGAGCUGAAGAUAGAAUCCUUCCAGACCAAGUCCGUGUCGAAGAAUUUCGCCUUCAAUGUGAGGGGCGUACAGAUCCCUGAGUCCUCGGAGUGCGUCGAGAUCAGGUACAGCGGCCACUUGAGUACUCCAGUGAACAAGUUCAAGCGCUUCCUAUCCAUCGCCCACGUCUUCGGCACCAACACGACGCCGCUGGAAACUUUCCUGCUGGACAGCAAGAUCAAGGGCCCUUGCUGGCUCACCGUCAAGCACUUCCAGCUCCGCGAGCGCCCACUCACGUGGAGUCGCGUCGAGAUGGUGGUGGCCAACAGCAAGUCCGUGAGCGUGGCGCCAGAGAACAACCAGAAUCCGCCUCCGCUCACUCUCCUCACGCUCAACGUGCGCUCGAGUCUCAACACGAAGAACAUGAAGAACGAGAUUGUGAUGAUCGCAUGCCUGAUUCAGGACAAAUUCCUCGUCGAUCGGCCGCCACCAAAUCCCGCCUUCAAUCGCCACCUGUGCGGUGUCACGCAUCCCACAAGCCAAGCAUGGCCAGUAGACUUUGGCGCCAAGUUCAAGGGCUACACAAAGACCAAGGCGAAGAAGUUUGAGGCCGAGCGCGAGCUGCUCAGCUGGUUCCUGGCCAUCUACCAAAACACCGAUCCCGACAUCGUGAUCACGCACGACGCCGCCGAUUGUCAGCUGGACCUGAUCGCUGAGCGAAUCGUGGCACUCAAGGUGCCGAAUUGGUCGCGCAUCGGGCGUCUGCGGAGGACGGCGAUGGACAGCAAGCGCUACAUGGACAACUACACGGGCAGAAUGAUCUGUGACGUGAAGAAGUCCGCCGAGGAGCUGAUCAAGGCGCGAAGCUACGAUCUGGGAACACUGUGCACGGAGGUGUUAAAGAUUGAGGAGGAGAAUCGCAUCGAAAUCUCAAAUGAUGACAUCCAUUUUAUGUACGAGACCAGCAAUGAGAUCCUCAAGCUCAUCACGCUGACCAUGCAAGAUGCCGCUUAUAUCCUGCGUCUCAUGUGCGAGCUCAACGUGCUUCCGUUGGCGCUGCAGAUCACGAACGUGUGUGGAAACAUGAUGGCUAGGACGCUCCAGGGCGGGCGAUCCGAGAGGAAUGAGUAUCUCUUGUUGCACGCCUUCAACGAGCGCGAGUACAUCAUUCCGGACAAGAAGGAGCGGGCCAUUGGCAAGGAGUGGGAGAAGGAUAGCGCGGGACAGACGCGCAAGAAGGCCGCCUACACGGGAGGCCUCGUGCUGGAGCCCAUCAAGGGCUUCUACGACAAGUUCAUCCUUCUGAUGGACUUCAAUUCGCUGUACCCAAGCAUCAUCCAGGAGUACAACAUCUGCUACACCACCAUCGACGAGCCGCUGGACGUGGAGGACAACAUCCAGCUGCCCAGCGCGUCAGUGGGCCAGGGCGUGCUCCCCAAACAAAUUCGCCGUCUCGUGGAGAACCGUCGCGAGGUGAAGAAACUCAUGGCGAAUCCUGACUUGUCACCCGAGCAGCGGAUGCAGUACAAUAUCAGACAAAUGGCGCUCAAGCUCACCGCCAACUCGAUGUACGGAUGCUUGGGAUUCAGUCACUCUCGAUUCUACGCGCCACACUUGGCUGCCUUGGUCACCCGCAAGGGCAGAGACAUCCUGAUGGACACCAAGGAUUUGGCCACGAAGCUCAAUCUGGAAGUCAUCUACGGAGACACAGACAGUAUAAUGAUAAACACCAACUGCGUGGACUACGAGCAAGUGUUCAAGAUCGGCGUGACUGUGAAGCAGAGGGUGAACAAACUAUAUAGAAACGUGGAGCUGGACAUUGACGGAGUGUUUAAGUAUUUGCUGCUACUGAAGAAGAAAAAGUACGCUGCUCUCACGGUCAGCAAGGCGAAGAGUGGUGAGCUGAAGUACAACCAGGAGCUGAAGGGACUCGAUAUUGUGCGUCGCGACUGGUCGAAGCUGUCCGUGACGGUGGGCAAGGCGAUCAUUGACGACAUCUUCAGCGAGUCCGAGGCGGACGAGAAGAUCGAGAAGAUUCACAGUCGCCUGGAGAGCAUUCGCCAGGACAUUCACGAGGACAAAGUGCCGCUGCCACUGUUCGUGAUCACCAAGCAACUCACGCGGGCGCCAAAGGAGUACGCCAGCAAUGCCAACUUACCGCACGUGAACGUGGCGCUGAGGAUGAACAGCACGCAGAAUAGGAGGUUCAAGAAGGGCGACACCGUGAGCUACGUUAUCUGCCAUGAUGGCACGGACAAUUCGCAGAUGCAGCGCGCCUAUCAUCUCGACGAGCUGCCGCUGAACGACAAGCUGAAGAUCGACGCCGAUUACUACCUCACGCAGCAGAUCUUCCCCGUGAUUUCACGCCUGUGCGAGCCUCUGGAUGGCACGAAUAUCUCUCGCCUGGCGCAGUGCCUGGGCCUGGACGCGAAGAAGUACAAAAGUCUAGAGGAGAAGAUCGACCGCGAGGAGGAGCUGAACGACGUGAACACUCUGGUGAAGAGCAGCGCUCAGAAGUAUCACUUCUGCGAGAAGUUCACCUUCAAGUGCGUCUCUUGCCACCACGAAAAUCCCAUGGCGGCGGCAGUGAGGCGCGUGGAGUCGAAUCUGGUGCCCGUUCUUGCUGCGUGCGUCAAUCCCGCGUGCAAGAUUCCACCGUGCGAGUAUCUGCCGGGGGUGCAGAACCAGUUGCUCAUGCAGCUGAGGAAGUUCCUGGAUCGCUUCUACGAGAACUGGAUGGUGUGCGACGACAACGCGUGCUCGCACAACACGAGAAUCAUCACGCAUGUCCUCUCGAACGAUCGGCCCACGUGCUUCGCCUGCGGCAGAGGGAAUCUCGUGAGGCAGUACUCAGAGACAGAUCUCUAUACACAAAUCCGCUAUUUUCAGUACAUCUUCGACCUCUCGCAGCCUCAAUACAAAAAGCUGAAGAUCACGCCUCAGGUUGAAGAUACUUAUCGGAGCCUCAAGGAAACAGUGGAUCAAUUUCUGGGCAGAUCGGCGUAUUGUAUUGUCAACUUGGGCACAAUCUUCAGCAAGCUCCACCUCGCGAAGCGGAAGAACGACAAUUAGACUCCGAUUUCCGCAGUCCUCGCCCAUAAAAGCGUCUUCUUUCGAGUAAGUGAGCGCAAGAUUUGCAUUUUUAGGGCUUCUCAU
This is a messenger RNA of Phlebotomus argentipes, 4427 nucleotides long. RefSeq names its product DNA polymerase alpha catalytic subunit (gene DNApol-alpha180). Gene Ontology annotation, biological process: leading strand elongation; lagging strand elongation; mitotic DNA replication initiation. The transcript is spliced from 4 exons. The record is from RefSeq and is a predicted model, not a curated record. Gene Ontology annotation, cellular component: alpha DNA polymerase:primase complex. Gene Ontology annotation, molecular function: purine nucleotide binding; chromatin binding; pyrimidine nucleotide binding. The coding region runs from base 93 to 4343 and encodes 1416 amino acids. Lineage: Eukaryota; Metazoa; Arthropoda; Insecta; Diptera; Psychodidae.